Pelodiscus sinensis (Chinese soft-shelled turtle) is the source of this 1517-nucleotide messenger RNA. NCBI's taxonomy places the organism in Eukaryota, Metazoa, Chordata, Testudines, Trionychidae. The record is from RefSeq and is a predicted model, not a curated record.
UUCCAGAUCAGCGGGCAGCUUUCUCCCCGCCUUUUCCGCAAGCUGCCCCCCCGGGUGUGCGUCUCCCUGAAGAAUAUUGUUGACGAGGAUUUCUUGUGUGCAGGACACAUCUUCCUUGGUUUCUCCAAGUGCGGGCGGUACGUCUUGUCAUAUACCAGCAACAGCGGCGAUGACGACUUCUCCUUCUACAUCUACCACCUCUACUGGUGGGAAUUCAACGUCCACAGCAAGCUGAAGCUGGUACGACAGGUUCGCUUGUUUCAAGAUGAAGAAAUCUACAGUGACCUUUACCUGACUGUGUGUGAGUGGCCCAGCGACUCCUCCAAGGUCAUUGUCUUUGGCUUCAACACGCGCUCGGCAAACGGGCUGCUGAUGAACAUGAUGAUGAUGAGCGAUGAAAACCAUCGGGAUAUUUACAUCAGCACGGUGGCCAUGCCCCCGCUCAUGUACUGCCCCGGCUGCAGGGAUAUGGCCCUAGCACAUCCAGGGGACCCGCACGCCCACUGCCUGCAGCACGGCUUCAUGCUGCACACCAAGUACCAGGUGGUCUACCCGUUCCCCACAUUCCAGCCAGCCUUCCAGCUCAAGAAGGACCAGGUGGUGCUGCUCAACACCAGCUACUCCCUCGUAGCGUGCGCGGUCUCCGUGCGCACCACAGAGGACAGCAGCUUCUGUCAGAUCCUCUACGAGCGAAGGACCCAGGCGCCGCCCCCCCGGGCGGGGGCGUGUGGUGCUGCAGGUGCCAUGCCGGGCGCGGAGGAGCGGAUGGAAGGAGGCAGCUCCCCUUGCCGGAGCGGGGCUGCGCCAGUGGCUGGCAGCAGAGCUGCCCUGGGCCCACAAGGCCCCAUCAAACCCCCGGAGCUGUCGCCAGCUGUGGCCAAGGCCAAAGAGUUUGUGGCCGACAUCUUCCGCCGGGCCCAGGAGGCGAAAGGCCCAGCCCCCGAGGAGGAGGCAGCUGACAGCCAGUCAGAGUGCUGUCCCACCAAGGACACCGGCCCGCACGGGUCCUUGUCCCAGGGCGUCCCGGCUGGGGCAGCGUGGGAGGCCAGGCCGUGCUUGGGGCCCUCCGGGAGUGACUGCCGCCUGCACCACGGCCUCUCCUCGCCCAGGGGAGACCGAACUCCAGAAGGGGAACAGCCCCCGAAGGAUUCUCCCCUUGCCGGCCCGGAGCUGGAGAGCCAGACGGCCGAGCCCGGCUACGUGAACUACACCAAGCUGCGGUACGUGCUGGAGCCCAGCGCCCUCCCGGAGCCGGAGGACGAGUACGAGGACGACAAGAUCUCGCUGCCGUUUGUCGUGACGGACCUGCGAGGGCGGAACCUGAAGCCACUGAAGGAGAGAGCGAUAUUCCAGGGCCAGUACCUGACUGUGGAGCAGCUGACGCUGGACUUCGAGUAUGUCAUUAACGAGGUGAUCCGGAACGACGCCUCCUGGUCCAGGCAGUUCUGCUCCUUCAGCGACUACGACAUCGUCAUCUUAGAGGUGAGGGCGUGAGUGUGGCAGGGUGACUGCAGGGC